CACAGAAUGAAAUCUGCCAUUUUGAUUGCAAUUCUCGCCUCAAUCAUGUUGUCCAACCCAUGAUGAAGGACGCGAGUCCUACGAGCACCCUGGAAGCCCACUGGGUUGUACCCAUUCUUUUACGAAACACCACUACUAAUAACUUCGAUUUCAAGUGCACUGGAAAUCUGAUCCGCCUGGAUAUGGUGUUGACUUCAGCCCACUGUAUUUCAAAAUUCGAAAACGCGACGGCGGACGUUUCAGUUGGCAUAACCGGCAACCUAUCCAUAACAGCCAAAAGGGUUCCAGUUAAAAGAAUAUUUGUAUAUCCGCCGUAUGAUCCUAUUACCCACAAAUACGAUGUGGGUAUUAUUGUCCUAAAAGAACGCAUGGAACGUCAGCAAAAUCAGGCAGUUAUCUGUCUGCCAUAUGACUACGAAAACCAGCCAUUGAACGAAAGUGAUGCCACGGUGUUUGCUUGGGAGGAUAACAGAUUCUCGAAGGUUAUUGGCGAAAUUUCGGGAUAUAUUGAUGGAGAUUUCAAUGUGACUCUCAAGGGAAAUUCCAAAAUGUGUCAAGGCGACAGUGGGAGUGGAGUGACUGUAAAAUGCGGCGAUACGAGAUGCAUAGUGGGGGUAAUUAGUAGAACAGAAGGUCCAGGCGAGUACGUUACAAAGUGUAAGCAAAUGCUUACUGCAACCAAUAUAUCUCCGCUAUAUAUUCAGGAAUUCAUUAACGAAACCAUAAGCACUAUCAUGAAUUGCCCAAACUGAACGCACCAUUAGAUUUAUAAGUCCACCAUUCAAUUAUAUAUCCUGUAAUCGAAGCACAUAAAUAUAAGCACUUUAAAAAAUAUAAA
Drosophila kikkawai is the source of this 838-nucleotide messenger RNA. Its product is annotated as modular serine protease-like. The record is from RefSeq and is a predicted model, not a curated record. Lineage: Eukaryota; Metazoa; Arthropoda; Insecta; Diptera; Drosophilidae. Gene Ontology annotation, biological process: proteolysis. Gene Ontology annotation, cellular component: plasma membrane. Gene Ontology annotation, molecular function: protein binding; serine-type endopeptidase activity.